Molecule: messenger RNA, 6641 nt
Organism: Spodoptera litura
Lineage: Eukaryota; Metazoa; Arthropoda; Insecta; Lepidoptera; Noctuidae
Biological process (GO): regulation of transcription by RNA polymerase II
Cellular component (GO): nucleus
Molecular function (GO): DNA binding; protein binding
Source: RefSeq, a predicted model, not a curated record
UCGGCGUGGGUUCCGAUGAAUAUUUUGUUAGCGUGGGUAGAUUGUUAAUUAUUUACACGGAAUUUUAUCAAAAAGUGCACCAGUACGGGUCGUUACAACAAUAAUAUAGACUGCAGUAUGGUAAUCGGCCUGUUGAACCUUCAAGACAAAAACUGAGAAAAGCACCGGACUCCAAUAUGUCGCAGCAGUAUAGUCUACGGUGGAAUAACCACCAGCCGAACUUUAUAUCUAUGUUCACGACCCUAUUGAAUACUCAAACUCUCGUGGACGUAACUCUCUCGGCUGAUGGAAAGCAACUGCUCGCACAUAAAGUUGUUUUAUCUGCGUGCAGUACUUAUUUCCAAUCGCUGUUCGUUGACAAUCCGUCUCCACAUCCGAUAGUCAUUCUGAAGGAUGUGACGUAUGCCGACCUGCGCACUAUGGUCGACUUUAUGUACUGUGGGGAGGUGAACGUCACUGAGGAACAGUUGCCCAAGGUCCUGGACACAGCCAAGCUUUUAAAAAUAAAGGGCUUAACGGAGAUGCCGGACUCCACGUCACUAACACGGUCCCAGGGCACUUCGGCCGAGUUCCAGAACCAGGGCGACUCCAUGGACUCACAGAGGCAAUCACCAGCUGCCUCUCCCUCCAACAAGCGCAGACGGCGAAGGAAAAGCUCGAGUGGUUCUACUUCACUAAACGUGGUAGAAAACGAGCAAGGCCGCGCUGACGUCGCCGCUCAGACGGUAGAUGCGAUCACGUUAAGCAGCGUGCCACAACAACGGCGCAUGCGCGAAUACCACGAAAUUAGAACUAUCGACAAUUCGCAACAGGUAGACGACACCACGGAACAGGACCUGAAUGUUGAGCAGAUUGGACUAGAGAACACACCCACAGCGAUACCACAAGCGACAGUGAUUGGGCUGACAGGACCUUACUCGCCAGUGGUGCCACCUGGAGGCCAAUGGACUAUGAUGGAGCAUUCGUAUCCGCGGUACACGAACGCGUGCUUAGGGGCGGGCGCGUUGCAGCAGGACCCUGGAAUGUACAUCAAUAAUGUGAUCAACCCGCACAUGGACGGCGACAUCAACUACGGCCAGAGCCUCGGCGUGGCCGGACCUUCCCCUGGCCCCUCCUGCGUCGACGUGCAAGCAGCACAGGAACCCAACCCCACGCCCACCCCCAAGCGACGACGAACUACCAACCCUCAAUCUGAGGAGAACUUCCAGAGGGCUUUAGAGGCUGUGCGUUUCGGAGGAAUAGGAUUUUGUAAGGCGGCUCGUAUGUUCGGUGUCAACAAUAGGACCUUAUGGCUCGAGUAUAAGAAAAAAGGAUACCCGAAUAACAGGCCCAGUAUUAAGAGCAGGAUCAAACGCGAGCACACGACGCCGCCGCCCGAGCACAAGGAGGAGCAACAACUGCCAGAACAACAGAUGGCGCUGGUGUGCCCGCAGCAUCAGGUGCCGCCCGGGUUCAUCGAGUCCAACGCCGCGCACGGGUUCCCCUUGCAGGGCGUGGCGCACAACUCUCCUCUCAACAUUCUGGGAGUGAAUUUCAACUCAAUGCAAUAGAACGCGGCCUGCGGCGUGUCAGCGGACGAGUCGUACUCGUUGUGACACGAGUGGCAAGGCGCGGACUAUGGGCACCACCAGCCCUACAUGGCGCCUUCGCCCUCGCAUGCCGCCCUCGCGCCGCCGCGCUAUGAGCACUUGUACAUGCAUCUCGCGUUGUAAAUAUUAGUUCGAACACGUAACGUACUUACUAUCGGUUUGGCUGUGGGCUUACAAGUCUUCACUUACUAUUCAUAUAUCUUGCGGAACUGAGACGUUUGCAUCGAUUAAGUACUGCUGCAUGUAUUGGGAUGUUUGAGUGACUUACAGAAUGGCCUGGUAUAUGGAUUUGUAAGUUAACGGUACUGUGACUGGGUUGUGUCGUCGUAGUUAUAGGCAAUAAAAUAAAAGCAAUGUUUUCCAUUUUAUAUCGAAACGGAUUUUUACGCAUUUUUGUGAUGUAGUGACGACACGCUCGAGUCCGACACAAUUUGAUGGGUCCUAAAGAACGAUAUGAAACUAACGAUAAAAUCAUAUAAUUAUGCAAUAAUCGUUGUGCCCUGAAACUUAAUAAUAAAUAGCAAUUUAUAUAACAUCAAUAUUUUUACUAUAUACAUUAAUGAAUUGAUGCCUCACACGUUCUUUAUGGCCCUGAUAAGGUAAGCGCCACAGCCGUAGAAUUGCCAUGAAAAAAAAAAAACGUAUUUUGUAGAUCUCAAUAGGACCGUAAGUUAUAAACUGUUCGGUAAACCAGUGUUUUUUACAAUUAAUAUAGUGCACAACCGUAGUGUUAUGUAUAGUCGUCGGAUCGAAUGUGAUAGCGAAUUUAUUAUUGUGUAACUCCCGCUUUGGUUGCAACACUGGAGACACAGUUUCAAUAAGUUCGUCAUUAUUCUUGCAAUAAUAUUAAUAAUGAUAACCUACGGUACUUUGAAUUAGUUGGCGUAACGAUACGGGUGUGUAUCGAUGUAUUAGUCCAUAUCAAAACAUAUUUUUGCAGCUAGUUGUGUUAUUGUAUCUAUGUCAGGAUAUGACGGUGGGUCGACUAGUUAUAAUUAAGUAAAUUCACGCGUACUAAGCAAGCGUACCACUGUUAGUGUAGUGUUAGUAGGUAUCGAUACUCGCCAAGUGCCACGGUAACGUUGUAGUUGCUCGAGUUGGCUCGUCAUGGGUGGAUGUAUACCAGUGAGCAAGUUCAAUGCCCUCGCGUCUCAUAGCUUGUUAUUCAACAGUUGUAUUUUACAUACAUAGCUGGUAAUUUUAUGAACUAUUUUUACACCAUUUUUUAUACCUUGACGUGCAUACAUACAAAGACAUGUAACAUGAAUAAUUGCGUGCUGCUAUUGUGGCAAACAAGUUCGUGGGGUAUCGAGAGGCAUGCAAAGAUUUAGUUUGUAAGUUCUGAGUGGCAGGUUACACACAGUUUUAUUCAUAACUACCUCUAUUUAUAAGUAUUUUAAUGAUAGACUGUUGGUUUGUUGAAUGGAACUUCAGGGAGGACAAUCGAAAAAACCAUUUCGCGUAGCAUUUUUUUAAUCUCUAUGUACACAAACCAGUACAUGGGUGGACUAAAUGCCGCAGGCAUUUUCUACGAGUCUGACAAGGAGGACUAUCGAAAAACAAUUUCGCGUAGCAUUUUUUUUAAUCUCUAUGUACACAAACCAGUACAUGGGUGGACUAAAUGCCGCAGGCAUUUUCUACGAGUCUGACACUUGGGUGAUAUAAUUAUUUCUGAUCAGAAAUAGUUCAGUCAGGAAAAGCAUUAAAGUGUUACUUCAACAAAUAAAAGACGUGAUCUUCCCAACACCAUUUAAUAAAAGAACAUUAUUUUGAAAGUACUUAAAAUAGUUAUCACAGUUACAACAGGCGCUCUUCCCGAGAUACUGCCCAAUGAGAGACUGGAUCACUGAAAGAAUGCAGUCUUUGUAAUAGGACGUUACUACCUAUUUAUUGGAUAUCCUAUAAAUUGUUGAAGUAACGGUGAAAUUCUUAAAUCGAGCUACUAAUUGUCUUGUCUCCUUGAAGUAGCAUUUACACAAUCAUGUGUAUAUAUUAUAAUAUGUAUGUUUUAUGAAUUCGUUCAGUAGUCACCUAAAUCAAAGUACCUAUAGUGUGAUUUUCAUACUAUUAUUUUGAAAGUGUGGUGGUGUGUCGACAUAGUAGUAUUGUAAAGAAGUAUCUGUUACGUGUGGCUUGGCCGUGGCGAGCCAUAGGGAGGGCGAAGUUCUCAGUAGGGUUGUGUUCGCAUGUGCUCAGUAGAUAGGUCACUCGUAUUACACGAAAUACAUAAUUACACACAUAUAGCCAUUUGGGCAUACGUAAUAAUCACUUGAUUGAUGAUCAAAGUUUCUAGUGUAGCUGUAAGUUUUUACAAUUUUCACUGUAAUCCUUUAUAAUGAUGAUUUGCUACCUCACGCCUACAAACUGUAGUGUGCAGGUACAAUAAUAGUAGAUCAAGAAAACCCAAAAAAUUAUGUUAGCUAUGACUCAUUUUGUACGUACUUUUCGUGCAAAUAUGUACAUCCAAUUAUUUUAUAAUAUGAAUAUUCCUGGAGAAUUUACUAUUAUUUUUUAAUUUCUUUAUUUAUCAGGUUUCAUACGAUAAAGAAACACACCGCCACUUCGGUUGUAUAACUUUUAUUAUACGAAUUUUGAUGAAACACCAAUUAUAUAUAAUGGUUUUUGAUUUAUACAAUUAUUAAUAUGGAAUGAUGAUUAUAUUUUUAAUAUUGAAUAACAGCCAGUGAUAUGAGAUGCCAGUAGUAAUAGUAAUACAUGAAAACGUUCAUAACCUUUUUGCAUUUACGUUGGACUGAUAAAAUUGCACAUAUCUUUUGUACGUGAUGUUUGCGUUACAUGUAGCGUGGAUGUGCCGCGCCGAGGUACGCCUGGCGUGACAACAAUCUCGCGUGAACAGGAACAAUAUUACCAGAGAUCUCUAUCGUGUAAAAUAAUUAGGUAUUAGAUCAUUAUGCAUUUAUAGGGUAAGUUACUGUUACUAGUUAGGCAUAAGCGGUGCCCGUGACGUAACAUGUAGGUUGUCUCGCGAGCGGAACUUGUCGUUUAUUAUAUAAUUGUUGUACGAUUUAUUCAUGUCUUCUUUGUUACGCAGGUUAUACUUGGGUACUGUUAUAUGACUGUGCCUAUUCCUCAUUAUUGUAGUAUUAAGCUUAACUUCACGUCACCAUAUACAUAUUGAAUGUGAUUUUACUAUGAUCUAUCAGGAAUUCUCAAUAAUAUCAUUGAGUCUGAUUGAGCUCGAUAUAAUGGCAAUAAGUUGAGUAUCGGUGUAAGAAUGCUUAGUAAGAAGACGCCGCAUUCAAUAAAGAAAGAUGGAACUGGCUAGCAGCUGUCUCACUCUUUCAUAAUUUGUUGAUUUUAUAUUACAUAUCUUGUAGUUUUUGUGCUCGAAUUCAAUGUUCCUUGACACUUUUUUCAAUUUGAUUGGUUUAUUGUUUACUUGUAGCUGUUACCUGCCGACCUGCCGUGUUGCUUAUGACGACAGUCGGUCCGCACGCGAGUACAAUUCGUGAUCUUGUUACUAACGUCAUUUAGAAGUAUUACUUUUUAUUUUUUUAAAUCAAUUAAGGAGUAUUAUAUUUUUAUAUUCGCCUAGAUUUACAACGAUAAUAACCAGUUUCGGCGUUUGCGAUCUCUGUUUUUAUAAUGAUUUUGACUGAUUUUUAAAAUAAUUUAGAAAGUUUUUCUCGUUUAGGCUGGCAACAUAGCUGCUUCGUUUCGGAGGUCAUUCAAAUUGUAAAUAUAAUAUGUAUAUAAUUGAAUAUGUAUCCCUGAAUGUUGCUCUGAAUAGCGUGUAUCUCGAAAGACUGCUCAGAAAUGGAAAGUAAAUGUUUUCUAAUAAUAAUAAUGACACUGAACUCUAUAAUCUGGAAUUAGGGCUUUUAUAAUAAGUAUGUAUGCAAACAGUAUUCUAUAUGCAAUGUUUUAGGUGAUUAUACAUUUAAAAUAAACCGCCAUAUAUUUCUAAUCUUUUUACGGAGGUAAAGCUCCUGAGUAUUGAACACUAUAUAGGUAACUAAGUCCAUAUUAAUAUAUGGAUCAAGUUAUGUUUGAAGUGUUGGAGUAUUGGUGUAUUGUUGUGUUUACUGUUUUUUUUUCCUCUUCGUUUAGUGUUCAGAUUAUAGAGAAGGAACUGCUCUCGCAUUUAUUUUGAUUUUCUCUCUGUUUUAUUAAAUAAGUGCCAUUCAAGGUGAUUUCAAAGUAUUAUGUUGGUCAAGAGGUAAUUGGCCGCGAAAUAUGUGUUACCAGAAGACAAAAAGGUUUUAGUUACAAAUCCUCAUGUGUGGGUGAUGUUAGACGUUGAUCAAGUAUUAUUUUUAGGUUAUUACAUAUAUGUAUACCACACUCUUAUUUAGAUUAUAAAUGUACAUUAAUGGGCCGUAGAUGGCAGGUGAAAGUAAUUAUAUUCCUGAAUUUUAUAUAUUAAAUAUCGAUUAUCAAUUCGCAAAUACAAUCAAAUAAAUAAAAUUAUUUUAAUUUCAAUUGACAUCAUGUCCGAAGACAGCUUUAAUAUGAAUCUAAUUUAAUAAUAAGAUGUAUUAAAAAGCAGCUGUUUUUAAACUUUUAUUUUUCGUAAACAAUUUACAAUGAUUUUACAUCACAAAAUGUAAUGUAUCAGUAUUCAUUUGUUUAGUUCGAAACGAACAAGUAUUUUAGAUCUUAUUUUUAUCUUUAGCGUCUGUCUAAUAUUACACCCACAUACGAGACAGUGAUUUUAUGUACCAGUGUUUUUCGAAAUAGUAAUUAUAAUCAGUAAUAUUAAAAUGUAUAUUACUAUAUUAAAUAAUUGUGGAUCGUAGAAAAGUCGACAGUCGUGGACAUGACGCUACCAUAAUACAGCAACCAAUACGCUUGUAUUUACAGUAUUGCAAGUAUUCUCAAUAUAUUUCUUAACUCGAUGCCUUAUAAUGCAGACAGAAAGCAAUAUUUUUAUAAUAAUAAUAAAUAAUAGAAGUAACCGAAGUGAAUGUUCACGAUUGUCGAAGUAAUGAGGUUGUUCAUAUACCUACUGGCAAAAUUUGUGAAUUUUGUGCUUAGCACUAAUAAUAACUGUUCUAUACCAAAAUAGAUAAUAAAUAAUUUUGAUUAUUU